Messenger RNA from Eriocheir sinensis (Chinese mitten crab), 2875 nucleotides. RefSeq names its product clumping factor A-like. NCBI's taxonomy places the organism in Eukaryota, Metazoa, Arthropoda, Malacostraca, Decapoda, Varunidae. The record is from RefSeq and is a predicted model, not a curated record. The coding region runs from base 1 to 2718 and encodes 905 amino acids. The transcript is spliced from 2 exons.
AUGGGAAACUCUGCAUCUCGACAGAAAUUUAACGUGUGGGUAACCCUGGAGCGAGGCUCCUCCCUGGUGGACUCCAUCAAGCUCUCGUGCAAGGACUCCACCUGCUGCCUGAAGAGGAGGCGUACGGUCGCCUCCGUCAAGCUCCCCGUGGAAGGCUGGUCUUGCGUCGCAGGGAUUCAAGGCUGCCACGCCGAGGGUCAGCUACGUGUGCCCUUGGCGAAGCUGUGCAAGAAAGACGGCAACGCGGCCGUCAGGGUGCAAUUCGCCUCGCUUAGGAAGCCAGUCUUCACCUCUUCCAUGCCGCUGGCCUGGCUGCUGGACAACAUCAGCGGCCUACACUUCUCGCUCUUCUGUGACGACGGGCCCGCCUUCACCAGCCUCCGGUGCAACGGGAGGCGGUGUGGCGAGCCCGUCCGGGCGGUGACCCCUGCACCGCGUGCGGCCACUGACGGAGUGGCCAAGACCGAUGAGGCUGAUGCAUGGGCAGCCUUUGAAGUGACGACCCAUGAUGACUGGUCCGUGGAGGCUGAUAAUUCAUGGGCAGCCUUUGAAGCAAUGACCCGUGAUGACUGGUCCGUGGAGGCUGAUGAUUCAUGGGCAGCCCCAGACUUGGUGACCUCCGCUGCUAUGGUCGAGGCUGAUGAUUCAUGGGCAGCCUUUGAAGCAAUGACCCGUGAUGACUGGUCCGUGGAGGCUGAUGAUUCAUGGGCACCCGCCGAAUUGGUGACCGCCAUCACCGAUGAGGCUGAUGAUUCAUGGGCAGCCUUUGAAGCAAUGACCCGUGAUGACUGGUCCGUGGAGGCUGAUGAUUCAUGGGCACCCGCCGAAUUGGUGACCGCCAUCACCGAUGAGGCUGAUGAUUCAUGGGCAGCCUUUGAAGCAAUGACCCGUGAUGACUGGUCCGUGGAGGCUGAUGAUUCAUGGGCACCCGCCGAAUUGGUGACCGCCAUCACCGAUGAGGCUGAUGAUUCAUGGGCAGCCUUUGAAGCAAUGACCCGUGAUGACUGGUCCGUGGAGGCUGAUGAUCCAUGGGCACCCGCCGAAUUGGUGACCGCCAUCACCGAUGAGGCUGAUGUUCCACUGGCACUCCUUGAAGUGACGACCCGUGAUGACUCGUCUGAUGAGGGUGAUGAUCCAUGGCCAGCCUUUGAAGCAAUGACCCGUGAUGACUCGCCUGAUGAGGGUGGUGUUCCAUUGGCACUCCUUGAAGUGACGACCCGUGAUGACUCGUCUGAUGAGGGUGAUGAUCCAUGGCCAGCCUUUGAAGCAAUGACCCGUGAUGACUCGUCUGAUGAGGGUGAUGAUCCAUGGCCAGCCUUUGAAGCAAUGACCCGUGAUGACUCGUCUGAUGAGGGUGAUGUUCCAUUGGCACUCCUUGAAGUGACGACCCGUGAUGACUCGUCUGAUGAGGGUGAUGAUCCAUGGCCAGCCUUUGAAGCAAUGACCCGUGAUGACUCGCCUGAUGAGGGUGGUGUUCCAUUGGCACUCCUUGAAGUGACAACCCGUGAUGACUCGUCUGAUGAGGGUGAUGAUCCAUGGCCAGCCUUUGAAGCAAUGACCCGCGAUGACUCGUCUGAUAAGGGUGGUGUUCCAUUGGCACUCCUUGAAGUGACGACCCGUGAUGACUCGUCUGAUGAGGGUGAUGUUCCAUUGGCACUCCUUGAAGUGACGACCCGUGAUGACUCGUCUGAUGAGGGUGAUGAUCCAUGGCCAGCCUUUGAAGCAAUGACCCGUGAUGACUCGCCUGAUGAGGGUGAUGUUCCAUUGGCACUCCUUGAAGUGACGACCCGUGAUGACUCGUCUGAUGAGGGUGAUGAUCCAUGGGCAUCCGCCGAAUCGGUGACCGCCAUCACCGAUGAAGCUGAUGAUCCAUGGGAUGCCCUCGAAUUGAUAACCAGUAAUGACUGGUCUGAUGAGGCUGAUGAUCCAUGGGAUGCCCUCGAAUUGAUAACCAGUAAUGACUGGUCUGAUGAGGAUGAUGAUCCAUGGGAUGCCCUCGAAUUGAUAACCAGUAAUGACUGGUCUGAUGAGGAUGAUGAUCCAUGGGAUGCCCUCGAAUUGAUAACCAGUAAUGACUGGUCUGAUGAGGAUGAUGAUCCAUGGGAUGCCCUCGAAUUGAUAACCAGUAAUGACUGGUCUGAUGAGGCUGAGGAUCCAUGGGAUGCCCUCGAAUUGAUAACCAGUAAUGACUGGUCUGAUGAGGAUGAUGAUCCAUGGGAUGCCCUCGAAUUGAUAACCAGUAAUGACUGGUCUGAUGAGGAUGAUGAUCCAUGGGAUGCCCUCGAAUUGAUAACCAGUAAUGACUGGUCUGAUGAGGAUGAUGAUCCAUGGGAUGCCCUCGAAUUGAUAACCAGUAAUGACUGGUCUGAUGAGGAUGAUGAUCCAUGGGAUGCCCUCGAAUUGAUAACCAGUAAUGACUGGUCUGAUGAGGAUGAGGAUCCAUGGGAUGCCCUCGAAUUGAUAACCAGUAAUGACUGGUCUGAUGAGGAUGAUGAUCCAUGGGCAUCCGCCGAAUCGGUGGCCGCCAUCACCGAUGAGGAUGAUGAUCCAUGGGAUGCCCUCGAAUUGAUAACCAGUGAUGACUGGUCUGAUGAGGAUGAUGAUCCAUGGGAUGCCCUCGAAUUGAUAACCAGUGAUGACUGGUCUGAUGAGGCUGAUGCCUUCCUGGACGUCACGGCCAUCUGUGGUGUCGUUGUGUACAUUGUCUUGCUUCACUAAGCAGCCUGGUAACACACUCACCAGUGACCCCCGGCGCAGGCGCGAGCCACAUCCUGAGCCACACUCCCGGGGAGCGAGACUCCCUUUAGUGACCGUCGCUCUUAUUACACCUUCAGGGGAGGAGCUCCAGCUGUAUUUCUUAUCUUAUCAAUGAAAA